AUGGAGGUGAUUUCCAUCGUGCCCAACCUGACCGCGCAGCGUCCUGGGGAAAGCAAAAAUCAGGCUGAAAACGUUGUUUUCCUCCACAGCAACAUGCAGGCUUUGGCUGAGGAGAAGCCUCGGCUGGACGCAUGGAGGCAGCCGUCGGGCAAGAUCCUCUCGCUGGACAGGCAAGGGGCCAAGAAAGUGCUGGAGAUCUAUGUCAGGCGCUCGCUGAGCUGCUGCGAAAACUCGCUGGUGGCCAAAAAAAGGCUUCAGGAGAGAGCCGGAGGGCGAGCAAGGAAGUCAGGCGGGCUGCAACGGUCGAAAAGUGACUUCUGCAAGUAUUCGCCUGCCAAACUCAGCCCCAAGAAGGACCAGGAGGAGGGACCCAAAGCACCGGACCUGGACGAUGACAGCAAAGCUCCCGGGGAGGUCCCUAAAGAGGAGCCGGAGCCCAAGAGGAAAAGCACAAAAAACUCUUCCCAGGGCAAAACCCAGCGCACCUGGUUCAAAAGUUUCUUAAAUUUCCUCUUCAAGAAGAGCCCUGAGGACCAGAAGGAAAACGCAGGGCAAAAAGCAAAGGAGAAAGAUGCUAAAGCUCCUCACAGCUCCAAAUCAGACGGGGCUAAAAGACCCGGAGGGGAUUCGAGCACGUCCCUGCCGCCGGGCAGAGCCCCGAAGAGGAGACCCAGCCUCAAGAGGGUUUUCUCCUUCAAGAAGCAUGCGGAGGAGGAGCGGGGAGAGCUGGCAGCCGGGGCGAGGGCCAAGCGACCCAGCUGCCUUCCCCUGUGGCACAUCCAGGCGCCGACCAUGCCAGCGGACGUGGAGCAACCCGAUGGUUACUACGCACAAGUCUCGGAAGAGAUCGGGCUGAUCGUGCAGGGCAGCGAGAGCCAGGGGAGCAGAGCAGGUGGAUGUGGGGAGCCACCACGGCCGGCCAGCACCGAUGGGGUCGAUGAAGCCAUCAGGAGAAUCGUUGCCCUGCUCCAGAAAGCAGGAGAUGAGCUGGACAGGCAGGUGAAGGAAGAUGCACGGCUACGGAUGUUCUUCAGAGACAUGUCCUACAGCUCCUUCAAGAACUUGGCCGAUGCCUACGUCCGCAAGGAAAUGACGGCCAGCAGACCUGACAUCAACCCGCAAGAGAUCCAGUUUGCCUUCGCAGUGCACCUCACCGCCAAGGUGGCGGGCAUCUGCAACCAGGCAGUGAACAGGAUCAUGGGCUUCGGCACCCGCUACCUGGAAGAUUCGUUUGCACCCUUGUCCUACAGCAAAAUUCUCCAGGACAGAGAGAAUUUCAGCAAAGACAACUGUGAGAGCCCGGACUGA
Messenger RNA from Fulmarus glacialis (Northern fulmar), 1308 nucleotides. RefSeq names its product apoptosis facilitator Bcl-2-like protein 14. Lineage: Eukaryota; Metazoa; Chordata; Aves; Procellariiformes; Procellariidae. The record is from RefSeq and is a predicted model, not a curated record. Bases 1 to 1308 code for a protein of 435 amino acids. Gene Ontology annotation, biological process: regulation of apoptotic process. The transcript is spliced from 5 exons.